Auxenochlorella protothecoides is the source of this 1140-nucleotide messenger RNA. Its product is annotated as G-box-binding factor 1. Gene Ontology annotation, biological process: regulation of DNA-templated transcription. The transcript is spliced from 4 exons. The record is from RefSeq and is a predicted model, not a curated record. Gene Ontology annotation, cellular component: nucleus. Gene Ontology annotation, molecular function: DNA-binding transcription factor activity; sequence-specific DNA binding. Bases 1 to 1140 code for a protein of 379 amino acids. NCBI's taxonomy places the organism in Eukaryota, Viridiplantae, Chlorophyta, Trebouxiophyceae, Chlorellales, Chlorellaceae.
AUGUACCCGAACGCAAUGAUGUACAACCCUGCGCUGAGCGGCAUGAACCCCUACACAGCGGCCUUCAUGGCGAGCAUGGCCGAGGGCGCAGACCCGGCCAAGGCCACCCUGACCAGCACAACGGCUGAGGCAAAGGACGAUGCCGCUGCGGCAGCGGCGGCCCCUGCAGGGCCCGGCGAGGGCGGCUCUGCCGAGGAGGGCUCCAGGAAGCGCGAGGCCGACGCCUCCGAGGCCGCCGACGCGCCGUCCAAGCGGGCCGCGCUCGCGCCAGGGCAGGCCGGGGACAGCGCCGCUGCGCUCCCCCCCGGGGUCAAGACCGGGUCCCAGGCCGCCCUGUCCCUCCUGGCGUCGGCGGCGGCCACAGGUAAACCGGGGUCAAAGGUCCCCGGCUUGGCUGCCCUCCCCGGCCUGGCCGGCCUGAACAUGCCGCCCAUGCCCCCGGGGGCCAUGGGCCUCGUCCCUGGCGCGGCCGCCGGCGCCGCGGUCGCCGCCACGAGUCCCGGCGCACAGCACCUGGCGGAGGUGUGGAACGCGCUGAACGGGCAAUUCUCGCAAUCCCCCACGCUGCCGGAGCUGAAGCGCGCGGGGUCGGCGGAGGCGCUGGAGGCGGAGCUGGCCGCGGCCGCCGGCGACGAGCGCGAGCUCAAGCGCCUGCGCCGCAAGCAGAGCAACCGCGACUCGGCGCGGCGCAGCCGUCUGCGCAAGCAGGCCGAGUGCGAGGAGCUGGGCAAGCGGGUGAAGGACCUGAUCGCGGAGAACGGGGAGCUGCGCGCCGAGCGUAUCGCGCUCCGCGCCCAGAUCGAGGUCCUGGACGCCAAGCUGGCCAUGUCGAGCGCCUUCAACCUGGCGCUGGGCGCGGGGGAGCUGGAGAAGAUUCAGGCCGAUGCCCGGGCGAAGCAGGCAGCCGAGGCGACCAACGUGGCGGCCGCUAUUGCGCACGUGAACGCGCUGACGGCAAACAGCAACGCGGCCGACCAGGAGGACGAGGAGGGCGAGGAUCGGGGGCGGGGCGGCCCUCCCUCCGUGCCUACCCCAGCCAGCGGGCCCCAGCUCCCACCGGCGGCGGCGGCGUCAGGCGCGCAGGCCCAAGGGCACGCUGCAGCGGCUGGGGCGCUGGGCCCCCAGAGCACCUCGGCCUAG